Balearica regulorum gibbericeps (East African grey crowned-crane) is the source of this 1359-nucleotide messenger RNA. RefSeq names its product solute carrier family 19 member 2 (gene SLC19A2). NCBI's taxonomy places the organism in Eukaryota, Metazoa, Chordata, Aves, Gruiformes, Gruidae. Gene Ontology annotation, molecular function: thiamine transmembrane transporter activity. Gene Ontology annotation, biological process: thiamine transport; transmembrane transport. Gene Ontology annotation, cellular component: plasma membrane. The record is from RefSeq and is a predicted model, not a curated record.
GUGCGGCCCUCGGAGCCCUUCCUCACCCGGUACCUGCUGGGGCCGCACAAAAACCUCUCCGAGACUCAGGUGUUCAAUGAGAUCUACCCGGUGUGGACUUACUCCUACCUGGCACUGCUGUUCCCGGUGUUCCUGGCCACAGACUACCUGCGGUACAAGCCCGUGGUCCUGCUGCAGGGCCUGAGCCUCAUCGUCACCUGGUUCAUGCUGCUGUACGCCCAGGGACUGCGGGCCAUCCAGUUCCUCGAGUUCUUCUACGGGAUGGGGACCGCCACCGACAUCGCCUAUUACUCCUACAUCUACAGCGUCGUCGAUGUCGACCUGUACCAGAAGGUCACCAGCUACUGCCGGAGCGCCACCCUGGUGGGCUACACGGUGGGCUCCGUAUCCGGGCAGGUCCUUGUGUCAGUGGCAGGAUGGUCCCUCUUCAGCUUGAACGUUGUCUCCUUAACCAGCAUAUCCAUUGCCUUUGGCACAGCUUGGUUCCUGCCGAUGCCACAAAAAAGCCUUUUCUUUCACCAUGUCUCAAGUCAGCAGCUCAGUUGGGAAAUGAAGGUCAUGGACUGUAAAAAUGGAUCAGCUGUUCAAGAUCAUCCCAAAGUGCAGAGGGCACCUGGCUGGGACGACGAGACAAAAGUUCCCUUAAAUGGGGAGGGUCAUUCAGCAGAGAAGCAGGAGCAGAAAGUAAACAUUGUAAAGGUGCUUAAAGAUCUCUGGCAGGACUUCCUGCAGUGCUACUCCUCCCAGACCAUGCUCUGCUGGUCCGUGUGGUGGGCGUUGUCCACCUGUGGCUACUUCCAGGUCAUCAACUACGCUCAGGGCCUGUGGGAGAUGGUGCUGCCUUCUCGCGGCAUGGAGAUCUACAAUGGAGCCGUGGAGGCGGCCUCAACACUGCUAGGAGCUGUUGCCGUGUUUGUUGUGGGUCACAUAAAAACAUCCUGGGCAAUGUGGGGUGAGGUGGCACUUGCCCUGUUCUCCUUUCUUAUUGCUGCUGCUGUAUAUAUCAUGGAUACUGUUCGUAACAUCUGGGUGUGCUAUGCAUCAUACGUUGUCUUCAGAAUUAUCUACAUGCUGCUAAUCACAAUAGCAACGUUCCAGAUUGCUACAAAUCUUAGCGUGGAACGGUACGCCCUGGUGUUUGGGGUCAACACUUUCAUUGCCUUAGCACUUCAGACUCUGCUCACUUUGAUUGUUGUGGACGCCAGCGGGCUUGGGUUGGACAUCUUCACCCAGUUCAUGAUUUAUGCCUCUUACUUUGCGGCCAUCUCGCUGGUGUUCUUGGGCAGUGGCAUAUACAGUAUUAUGAGAGCUUACAGAAGACAAGAGCAGAGGCAAAGCAGAUCUCCUGAAAGCCAGUAG